GCGGGGCGGUGCGGGGCGAGCGGCGGCGGCGGCGGCGCAGGCAGCGGGGGCGCCUGCGCCGGGGCGGCCGCGGGGCGCCGGCGGGAGCCAGCAGUGUCUGCAGCGGCGCCGGCCACCCGCGCCCCGGCGCGCUCCGGCUCGGCCAUGGAGCUGCCAGCUGUUGGCGAGCACGUCUUCGCGGUGGAGAGCAUCGAGAAGAAGCGGAUCCGCAAGGGCAGAGUGGAGUAUCUGGUGAAAUGGAGAGGCUGGUCCCCCAAAUAUAACACGUGGGAGCCCGAGGAGAACAUCCUGGACCCCCGGCUGCUGAUUGCCUUCCAGAACAGGGAGCGGCAGGAGCAGCUGAUGGGAUAUCGCAAGAGAGGCCCGAAGCCCAAGCCGCUGGUGGUGCAGGUGCCUACCUUUGCCAGGCGCUCCAAUGUGCUGAGCGGACUCCAGGACUCCUCCACGGACAACCGCAGCGCCAAGCUGGACCUGGGCGCCCAGGGCAAGGGCCAGGGGCACCAGUACGAGCUCAACAGCAAGAAGCAUCACCAGUACCAGCCGCACAGCAAGGAGCGGGCGGGCAAGCCCCCGCCGCCCGGCAAGAGCAGCAAGUACUACUACCAGCUCAACAGCAAAAAGCACCACCCCUACCAGCCGGACCCCAAGAUGUACGACCUGCAGUACCAGGGCGGCCACAAGGAGGCGCCCAGCCCCACCUGCCCGGACCUGGGUGCCAAGAACCACGCGCCAGACAAGUGGGCCCACGGGGCGGGGGCCAAGGGCUACCUGGGAGCCGUGAAGCCUCUGGCCGGCGCUGCCGGGGCUCCGGGCAAGGGCUCUGAGAAGGCGCCCCCCAACGGCAUGACGCCCGCCCCCAAGGAGGCGGUGACGGGCAACGGGAUCGGGGGCAAGAUGAAGAUCGUCAAGAACAAGAACAAGAACGGGCGCAUCGUGAUCGUGAUGAGCAAGUACAUGGAGAACGGCAUGCAGGCGGUGAAGAUCAAGUCGGGGGAGGCGGCGGAGGGCGAGGCGCGCGCCCCCAGCCACAAGAAGCGCGCCUCCGAGGACCGCCACCCCCCAUCGGACAGGACUUUCAAAAAGGCGGCAGGGGCGGCGGAGGAGAAGAAGGCGCAGGCUCCCUUUAAGAGGAGGGAGGAGGAGGCCCUGGGCCCCGGCGAGCCGCAGCCGCAGGACUCCGGGUCCCGCAAGCUCUCCCCAACCAAGGAGGCCUUCGGCGAGCAGCCGCUGCAGCUCACCACCAAGCCCGACCUGCUGGCCUGGGACUCGGCCCGGAGCGCGCACGCGCCCUCCCACCACCACCACCACCACCAUCACCACCACCACCACCACGCGGUGGGCCUCAACCUCUCCCACGCGCGCAAGCGCUGCCUCUCCGAGACCCACGGGGAGCGCGAGCCCUGCAAGAAGCGGCUGACGGCGCGCAGUAUCAGCACCCCCACCUGCCUGGGGGGAAGCCCGGCUGCCGAGCGCCCCGCCGACGUGCCCCCAGCCGCGCUCCCGCAGCCCGAGGUCAUCCUGCUGGACUCGGACCUGGACGAGCCCAUAGACUUGCGCUGCGUCAAGACGCGCGGCGAGACCGGGGCGCUGCCUGGCGGCCUCCGAGUGAAGCCCGAGGCGCCCGCGGCUGCGGCGGUGACGGCUGCGCCGGGGGCGGCGGCGGCGGAGAAGCCCCCUGCCGAGACCCAGGACGAGCCGGAGGAGCCGCUGAGCGAGUUCAAGCCCUUCUUCGGGAAUAUAAUUAUCACCGACGUCACCGCGAACUGCCUCACCGUCACUUUCAAGGAGUAUGUGACGGUGUAGCGGGAGGGGCAGUCCCGCCCGCGGCUGCCUCGGCUCGGCGCCUGGGGGCGGCGACUCCUCUCUCCACUUCCAGGGGAGCCGGGCCGGCCCCUAGCUCCAGGGACGCCCGAAGCCGCAGUAACGCGCCCCCUGUAUCCAGCUGCGGGGUCCUGGCUGGGACUGGGGCGCCCGGCGGCCUCCGUGGGAACUGGCGCCGAGCGCGGGGAGCCUGCGGGUCUGGCCCCCUCCCCGCGGACCCGGACCGCCGGAAGCCGGCCGCCUGGGAGGCAUAGUAUUAUAUUUUAACCCGCUAACGUGUCAGUGCAGACUCCACUCCCGUUUGUACGUGGUGUUAUUAUGGAAAUGUAUUGUUUGAGCUCCGAAGGCCCGGCCACCCCGUCGGGCUGAUAUAUCUAUAUUUAUUUGUAGGUAUUUAUAUAUUGAAAUAUAAAAGCCUAGAUUUAUGGAGUUCCUCUAGAUCAUGGUAUAUUCUCUCUCACACAGACCCGCUUCUGUCGGCCCUCUGCCCGCGCGGUCAGUAUUUCGGUUGCGUUCAUGUCCGCCCCUCCCAGGAACUGCAAUACCAGUGACCUUGGUAUAUAUUUUUUGAUACCGUACACAUGGGUGUGUUGUUUCUAUGUGCAAAAGGAAAAAAAGAAAAAAAGUUUGUUAAAAGGCUAAGCGAGCGCUCUAGACUAAACUGCUGCUACUAGAACUGUCUAAACUUUAAGCUUCCGAUCAUUACCUGCUUGAAUGUACAUAUUAAAUGGAGAUGUUGAAGGUG
Molecule: messenger RNA, 2566 nt
Organism: Myotis daubentonii (Daubenton's bat)
Lineage: Eukaryota; Metazoa; Chordata; Mammalia; Chiroptera; Vespertilionidae
Gene: CBX4
Product: chromobox 4
Biological process (GO): negative regulation of transcription by RNA polymerase II; protein sumoylation
Cellular component (GO): PRC1 complex
Molecular function (GO): SUMO ligase activity; SUMO binding
Source: RefSeq, a predicted model, not a curated record